AUGGCACACCAAUCCGAUACCACCCCCUUCACUACCGUGUCCGAUUCUCACAGCACGGAGUUUGGCAACCCCAACCGGGAGGAAGUUAGUGCCAACGCUGCAACGUCUCCCCAUGCAAGAAGACCAAAAGAAACGGUCUCCAGAAUCUCCUCAGCUAUCGCUCUGGACAACCCUUCCAAGGAAGGAUCGAGGUAUGUGCACAAUGCCAUUGCCUCUAUGGUCACUAAGAUUCUGUCCGGUGAUCGGAAUGUUCCUGGGGUUUCCGUUCCCUUGAACACUAUCGUUCCCGAUGAUGUUGCAUGUCGUGAAACCGCAGUAGUGUUAAGGGAGAAUGUGUCUGGAUUACCUGAAGAGGGUCCUAAGAAUGAUAAACAUGUAAGCAAGGUGAGAGGUGAGAAGGUAAGUGUCCCUCAAGAUGUUGAGGCCAACCCUAGAGCUGACACAGUCAACCUGGAUGAGUUCUCUGAUAACGAACUGUUGGCUUCGGUUAUCCCUAGCAUAGCCAAGAGGGUCAGAACUAGGAGAGGGAAAAAGACAGUGAUGCAAAGGUCUCCAUCCAAGGAAGUUGAUGAGACAACUCCUCACAAGCAAACAGGGACAGAGAGUGCUCGCAAAAGGAAAGGUCAUGGACCUUCCAAAUCUUGGAGCAAAGAGUUGGCCCUAACAUCGGAGGAAUUUGGAAAAAUAUUGGAUUCUGCUAAAGAGAAGAAAAGACCUUAUAAGGGAUUGGGUCAAUUCCCAAAACCCAAGGAGCUUGCAGAAGUAUUGGACAUUCCGGUUGAAGAUUUAGUUCCUAACAUCAAGGUUUGGGGAAAGGUACAAGGAAUUCCUCAGGAAUACUUGGAGAAGACUGCUCAGGUUUUUGCUAGAGCCCAAAAAUGGGAAGCCUAUGAUACAAUUAUGGCCUUACUCAUUUGGGACUAG
Messenger RNA from Lathyrus oleraceus (garden pea), 924 nucleotides. RefSeq lists its product as uncharacterized. NCBI's taxonomy places the organism in Eukaryota, Viridiplantae, Streptophyta, Magnoliopsida, Fabales, Fabaceae. Bases 1 to 924 code for a protein of 307 amino acids. The record is from RefSeq and is a predicted model, not a curated record. The transcript has 2 exons.